UGAGAAGUGUCAUUAUGAAAUGAAAAAGGGAGUUCGGAAAUAAAAACGCCAUUCGGAAAUGCGCCUUUCGUAAAAGUGUCAUUAUGAAAUGAAAUGAAGCCAUUCGGAAAUACAAUAUGAAAUAAUUAAAUAGCCAUGAGGUGGGAAUUCUUUAAUUAUUUCGAAAUAAAAUUAAGUAUUUAUUUAUUUAUUUAAUUCUGACUUUUUUGUUUAAUAAUUUAUUCAAUUUUGGCACAUUUAGUCCUCCAUACACGAAGGCCACUGUAGUUUAUUUUUUCAAUUCCAGAUUGAGGGUAGGACAACUUUGAGGUUCGUUAUUUUGCUUGACGUCAAGACCUCAGAAUGUUAAGUUUCGUUUUCCUAACAAGUAACGGAAAAGGUUAAAUCCCCAUGAAUUUGCGACCUAGCCUCUGGGGUCGCAUUCUACGUUUCGAAAACCACCGACUGCAUUUAAGUUUACAACGAAUCACUUGUGUCCCCAUUUCAUUUAUUUUGUCGGAAGACCAUCCGAAAAGUUUGUAUCCAUCGCACCCGAACUUGUGCCAAGAAGAGAUAUGCAAUCCUCAAAAGGGUGGUACCGUGCAAAAGGUCGGUAUUCUCAACAUGGCAGGGGUUGCCCUCCCCAGGAGCUGCGGCUGGUGUUGGUGGGGAAGACGGGGGCAGGGAAGAGCGCGACAGGCAACACAAUUCUGGGUGAGGAGCGGUUCAAAUCGGAGCUGUGUAUGAGCUCAGUGACUGGGGGCUGUGAGAAGGCUCGGGGAACGGUGCUGGGGCGGAGAGUGACACUGGUGGACACGCCCGGCCUGUUCGACACCUCACUCUCCCAGCAGGACGUGAAGGAUGAAAUCCUGCGGUGUUUGGCCAUGUCCGCUCCAGGACCGCACGCCAUACUCCUGGUGCUGCAGAUUGGCCGCUUCACUGAGGAAGAGCAGCGCAGCGUGGAGAUCAUCCAGACCAUCUUCCAGAGCGAUGCUGCCCAAUACACCAUCCUCAUCUUCACCCAUGCCGACAGGCUGAAGGGAAUCUCUUUCCAGAACUUCAUCUCCAAGCAAGACAGAAGGAUUCAGGACCUGGUGGAGCGAUUUGACCGGAGGGUCCUGCCCUUCAACAAUGAGGACAGGGAGGAUCACGGCCAGGUGGCUGACCUGCUGGAGAUGAUCAACCGCAUGCUUGCACAGAGAGAGAAACCCUAUUUCACUAACCAGGCCUUCCAGAAAAUGGACCAGGCCCUUGCAGACUUCCAGCAUGAACAUCUGGAGGGAAAACGGAAAGAAAUAGAAAGGGAGAAGAAGCGUGCUGCUGAAAAGUGGGAAGUGGCCUGGGCAGAUUUUUCCAUCCAGAUGAACGACAAGAAACUGGAGACUGAGCUGAAGAAGAGACGCAUCGAGCAGAACAUAAAGACACUGAGUACAAAGAAGGCUGAAGUGGAGCAACAGCUUGAGGUGGAGACCAAGAAGCUAAAACAGUUGGAACAGGUGGAGAAGGCCAGGGGACAGAAAGAAAAAGAGUACAGGAAGAUUAUCGAUUCUGAAAUCAAACGGGUGGAGAAAGAGAUCGAUGACAGAUAUUCUGAGAGUGCACGGGAGGAAGCAGAGGGCUCCUAUGACUUCCUCCGCAAAAAUGCGUGGCUGAUUCUGGGAGGGGCCGCGCUCGUGGCAACUGGGGUGGGAAUUGGGGCCGGAGCCGCAAUGAUGGCUACUGCAGCUCCUGCAGCUGCAGGAGCUGGAGGGCUUACUGCUGCAGCUGCAGCAGCUGCUGCCAUGGCUGCAGAGAUGGGAACAGCAGCAGCAGCUGUGGCUGCAAAUAUUGGACCUGCAGCUGCUGCCGUGGCUGCAGAGAUCGGACCAGCAGCAGUAGCUGCGGCUGCAAAUGUGGCCCCUCUCCUUGCAGCACAGUGCUCAAUUCAGUGAUCCAAUGCUGAUGCAGCCUGCAGUGAAAGCCUUGUUUCCUCUAAAGUGGCCUCAUGCAACCUACAGGGAAACUCCUGUACAGUGACUCUGAUGAAGUCUGCGGAGAAAAUUGUAUUCUCAUCUACAGUAAAAUUCUCCUUUCUUGCAUAAUUUUAUUUUUCCAAACAGACUUUGUUAAACUUUUCUUUAAUCAUUACAUUAUCUAGCACUUAGCAUAUGUCGAACAAAAUAUAUUGUGUUUGACAUGUGCUGUGUGCUAGAUAUUAGUAUACCUUUUUGAUUUUAUUCAUCCUGUAUUUGUAUUCCAGUUAUCAUAUGUUACAUUCUGAAUUCUCUCUAUCUGUCUUUAAAAGAAUGGUGAAAGGGUUUAACAUAACAUUCAGAUUAAAUAGUUAAAUUGA
Messenger RNA from Anguilla rostrata (American eel), 2311 nucleotides. RefSeq names its product GTPase IMAP family member 9-like. Gene Ontology annotation, molecular function: GTP binding. The transcript is spliced from 2 exons. Bases 555 to 1910 code for a protein of 451 amino acids. NCBI's taxonomy places the organism in Eukaryota, Metazoa, Chordata, Actinopteri, Anguilliformes, Anguillidae. The record is from RefSeq and is a predicted model, not a curated record.